Molecule: messenger RNA, 1191 nt
Organism: Mizuhopecten yessoensis (Yesso scallop)
Lineage: Eukaryota; Metazoa; Mollusca; Bivalvia; Pectinida; Pectinidae
Product: transcription elongation factor A N-terminal and central domain-containing protein 2-like
Exons: 5
Coding region: 39-662 (207 amino acids)
Biological process (GO): DNA-templated transcription
Cellular component (GO): nucleus
Source: RefSeq, a predicted model, not a curated record
CAUUACAAACUUCCGGAAUAAACAAACCGAAUAGAAAGAUGGAUAAGUUUGUAACAAAAAAACCUAGAGAAGCCCAAGGAAUAGUGAAGAAAGCGCCGAAAACGUACUACAAACAGAGUACGAUCGAAUCUCUGAAGGGUGUUGUGGUGAUUGAAGAUAUUCAUCGAAUCCAAGCCAAACUACGCCUAAACAGCACAACACAGGAGGAAAUGGUGGAAUGCUUAAGGGAACUUGGCAAGAAAAUACCACCCCGCAAUGUGAUGAAGGACACCAAAAUAGGUAAAGUUGUGAACAAGCUGAGGCAGCAUGAAGACAGCGUAAUCAGGAAAGAAGCCAAGAAGGUUUAUAUCAAAUGGAAAAGUCAUUUUGAGAAUUUACAAGACCGACAACAGAUAGAGGUAAAAUGUGAUGCUAGAACAGAAAGACUGAGGUCAUCAGGACAAAGACUGUUGUCCGAGUCCCUGGGAGUAAAGGAGGACAAUACAUUACCUGAGGUAAUAGAACGGGACACCUUCCAUUUGUUUAAACGUAUGGUGAACAACAACUACAGACGGACGAUACGAAACAUGGUGUUUACACUAAAACACCAGGAGGAUGUUAGAACUCAGGUGUUAUCUGGCCAACUGUCUGUCGAAAAACUGAUACAAACUUGUAAGAGAUGAUUGUCAGGUAGAAUUAUAAGUGUAAAUGUAAUUUAAGUGUAAAUGGAUAGAUGUCAGACUGAAUAUGUGAUGACAGCUCAUUAUUACAAGUGUAAAUGGAAAAUUUAUUUCAGAUGAAAUUGUGAGGAUAUAUCUGUAAAUACUAGAAGUGUAAAUUGGCAAUUGAGUUCAGAUGAAAUGUGUGUUGACAUAUCAGUAUUGAAAGUGUAAAUAGAUAAAUGCCAGAUGAAAUGUAUGAUGAUAUGACAUUUUCAGUAUUGAAAGUGUAAAUGAAUGAAAUGUAUGUUGACAGGUGUAGCUAUUGAAAGUGUAAAUGGAUAAUUGAAUUCAGAUGAAAUGUAUGAUGACAUGUACGUCAUAAUUAUUACUGUUUUCUCAGAAUUUGUUUACACUGAGAAUCAGUGAUAAAUAGAUACACAAUAAUAAGCAUGCUUAUAGACGCGAGUCUUUUUAUAUAUCAUUUACAGUAGAGUUUUCUUUACAUUGUGUAACUUUUUAUCUUAUUUUGACUGUCGAAAUAAUAAAUGUU